Messenger RNA from Nomascus leucogenys (northern white-cheeked gibbon), 419 nucleotides. RefSeq lists its product as uncharacterized. The record is from RefSeq and is a predicted model, not a curated record. Lineage: Eukaryota; Metazoa; Chordata; Mammalia; Primates; Hylobatidae.
UCUGAGUAGACCACUGGGACACUUCAGUAUGGGAAAGGUGACCAGUGAACCCCAGAAGCCUAAUGAAGAUGUGGACAAACAGAGCCCAUCAACCUCAAGUACCAAAGGGAGGAAGAGGGGGAAGACUCCCUGUCAACGAAGAUCCAGAAGUGGCGUUAAGGGCCUAAAGACCACCAUGAAGGCAAAAAGACCCCUUCGAGGGAGCUCGAGCAAAAAAGCCUGUGAAACUAACACCCCUGCAAGAAAACCUAAGAAAGCUAGAAGACCAAAAAUGAAGAAAGAAGAGGCUGACAAAGACCAAAGAGAGACCUCAGCUCUGUGAUGUCUCUAGAGGUCUGCCACUGAAAAGUCAUCAAUCAUACAGUCAGUGAAUUCUACACCAACGGGUUAAAACCAUGAAAAUAAAAUCAACCUGAAUC